GUGGAAUUCAAUUAUCAGUAGGAAAAGUUGGUGCAUUUUUUUUUCCAUUUAUUCAUGUGUAUUUAGGGGCUAUGUGAGUUAGUGUUGUAUGUUGUCCUUACUUAAAAUGAUUAUUAUUAAUGAACAUUAUGAUAAAUAUCGUAUGGAUGUUGAUAUCCAUUUCUCUGAAUUGAAUUAGUUGCAGCACUUGGUGUGAACUCCCAUUCAGAUGAAUGUGCACGUUGUCUAGACUGGUAAAAGAGCUUUAAGCUGUUUGUGCCUACAGUCUAACAAAUGAUCUAUGUUGUUUUUAUUAUUUAAGUUGUAGUAUAGGUGGCAUGUAUUGAAGUAAGAUGAAGGGCAAGCUUUGUAAAGGUAUCCAUACAGUUUGUAUGGUAAGACAUCCAAGGGGCACACAGUCGAUAUUACUUUCAGUUUUAGGUGGUUUAAACAUUGUAUACCUGCCUGGACUCUGCUGUGCUGUACUUUCCUGAAGUCCUAAUUUCCAUUUGUAAGACUUUUUUUCUUUGAAAGAUCGACUGUUAUGAGUAGUCAUCAAAACAUUACUGCUGUUUACUUUGUGUGUUUGGAGCAAGGAGAACAAACUACUGAAGUAGUCUGAAAUGCCUUUUCUGAAGUAGUAAUAGGUUAAAACUGAAGUUGGCUUUUGUUUUGUCGUAAUUGCCAGUGGAUUGUUGACCUGUGCUGUGGUUUAUGUGUAUUUCUAAAAGAAAUGUUAAAGAAUUUCUACAGUCCAUUUUUGGAGCAAAAUGUACAUUACUGAAUAUUGUUUAAUUUUUUUUUUUAUUUUAUAAUGUAACUUCAAAAUUAGUUUUUAGGAAUUUAAAUGGUUCUUAUUAAAGCAUAACAUGAAACUAGAUGCUUCAGUGAAGUAUCCUAAUCAAGAUUAAUUUCCUUUGCUAUUUCUCAUUUGACGUUACCUCAUCUGGUAUCCAGUUUAGUGUUUCAUGUUGAGCUCUGUUGUGUUUUGGUUGGUUGGUUCACUGUUUGUCUGCUUGUUUUGGGGGGAAGCUUAUGAAUUGUUCUGCUUUUUCCUUCCCCCUCCCACCCCACCCCCCUCCCCCUCGAACACCAUGGUCACUUCUAUUGAAAAUACAGAAUUCUAAGCAUAAGAAUUGAUGCUUUUUGCUAGACUGAGUAACUUUAUUCCUGUAUACAUUUUCUUACUCAUCGUACCAACUCAUUUUUGAACUAUAAGGUUAUUGCAGUGGAAUUAGUUCACUUGAAUGUGCGAUAUCAUUUUGAAUUCUGAUUUUCUAAGAUUAUACAAAUGUAUGGAUUAUAAGUGCUGACUGAGGAAUCUUGGUUUCCUGUGCUUUUAUCACUAGAUUGAACUGUAUGCUUAAUUUGGGUACCCACUCCCACCACUGUUCAGGUUCACGUUAGCCAAUUUUUUAAUUCAGUGAAAUUUGACUAUUUUGCUGACAGUGGUAACUUUGCUUUAUGAGCAUAGUAAAUAUUUGUCUUAUAUUUUCCCUUUGAAAUGUAAUAACAGAAUAUGCUACCUGGUUUUAGUCUGUGUGCCAGGACUUCAGUGAUAAUAGGUGUAAAUAGUACUGUAUCACUGAAGUCAUGGCAUGCUAAUAGGCAUAAAUAAUACUGCGCAGGUUGCUUAUGCAGCUGUUCUGUUGGGAUUCUUGUUUGGGAGUCCUCUGGCUGAUAUAUUCCUUAUGCUUCAGCAGAUGCUUUCUGCCACCUACCGUUUGCUUUGCAACACUGCUGGUUAUUUUAGUUCCCUACUUGGAUUUUCAAUGCUCUGACCCUACUGGAGUAAUUUUUUUUUUUUUUAAUCUAAAUGGUUUAAUUGUUUGAUUUUUUUUUUGUUGUUGUUUUUUUCCUCUUGGAUUAGCUGUGCAAAUGCUUGAUGUAACCUGUGGUUUAUAUAAAGAAUGUCUGGGCUGACUAGAACUGUCAGAGAAGAGUUGUACAGUUGGGACCUAAGGGGGGGGUCACAACAGGGAUAAUGUGGAGGCCUUUAUCUGUUUUCUUCCAGACAGCAACUGCUGAUAGUGGCAGAUCUGGGAGUUUACCACUCUACCUCCAAUCUCUAAUCUAAGUGUUGUUCAGGAUGCGAGCACGGAUGUUGGCUGUGCCUGCUAACUUAGUGCUUCCAUUUCUCCUUGUUUCUGUUCCCAUCCAUCCAUUUAUAUCUAUGAUGACAAGUCAUGGGGUUUAAGAAAACAAAUCAAACAUCCUGCCUAGCAGGUGUGAAUGAAAACAGGAGGAAAAAAGUUUUGUAGAACUGUUGCAACAAGUAGGUUGCAACUUAAUGAAGCAAAUCAAUUAAAGCUUGAUGUAGAAUGGUUUCAAACUCUACACGUUUGAAGGCAUUAAUCUCUGAAACAGUAACAGUAAUUAGUUUGGCACUGUCACUAACAGUGAGUUGUGAGAUAGAGUAGCUCAGCCUUCUAACAUACUGUAAUAAAUAUAUGGCCCAGAACUGCUGUGAAAACAAGACCGUCUGUUCAUAUGUCAGUCAGGAAAACACUAGACCUAUAAAUUAACUAUCUGGUUUAUUGCCUCGAUGAGCAAGACUUGUGGGGUUGGAUUUGUUUUAUUUUUUUUCCUGUUAUCUGGGACUCAGAGUCCCGGGUACUGAGUAAUAUACUGUGCAAAUACAGCCUGCAAGAGUAAUUACAGAACAGUUAAUUGGAACCCAUUGCCGCCCCACCACCUGAAAGCAGUGUUCCAGUCCUUCAGCAGCUCAACAGGAGUUGCUGAUUUUUCCAGUUCUUAUAAUUGGGUAGCAAUCAUACAUAGUAUACCUGCAUGAGAAUGUAUUUUUAUUUCUGCUUCUGCUUUGCUUUGCUUUUAUUACUGCUGCUCUUUUGCUAACCUUACAGAUGCUCUGAUUUAGAGGUAUGCCAGAGGAAUAUCUCUAAAAGAAAAUAUCAAAGGUGAUGUGACAGGAUUACUGCUUUUCUUCUACAUCAUCCGGUGUUACCAGAGUUCGUUUGAGAUUGUACUUGCUGUCAGCUUCCCACUUAUUGAAAGAUGUCACCAGUUGGAGCAGCGUUUUCCUUUUCCUGUCUCCGUCCUGGAGUAUGGCUGCUGAAGCCAGGCAUACAGAAGAAGAGCUCCCUUGGUUUCCAUACAGCAGCCAGGUGUGCUGCCAAGGAUUAUUAUGAAGUACUUGUGCUGGGUGGAGGCUCUGGUGGAAUCACCAUGAGCGCUCGGAUGAAGAGGAAAGUGGGGGCAGGGAACGUGGCUGUUGUUGAGCCAAGUAAGACUCAUUACUAUCAGCCUCUGUGGACCCUGGUUGGUGCUGGUGCAAAGCAGCUGUCAGCUUCUGCACGUCCAACAGAAAGUGUGAUGCCUGAAGGUGUUGAGUGGAUUAAAUCUCGAGUUACAGCAUUGGAUCCAGAUAAGAACUGUGUGAGGCUGGAGAAUGAUGUCAAGAUAUCUUACAAAUACUUGAUAAUUGCCCUUGGGAUUAGUCUGCAUUACGAAAAGAUCAAAGGCUUGCCUGAGGGUUUUCAUCACCCUAAAAUAGGUUCCAAUUAUUCAGUUCAUACAGUAGAGAAAACGUGGAAAGCCUUGCAAGAUUUCAAGGAAGGAAAUGCUAUCUUCACUUUUCCAAACACUCCGGUGAAAUGUGCAGGGGCUCCUCAGAAAAUCAUGUAUUUAUCUGAGGCCUACUGGAGGAAAACAGGAAAACGACCCAAAGCAAACAUAAUGUUCAACACUUCACUUGGUGUCAUUUUUGGUGUUAAAAAAUACGCUGACGCAUUGCUUAAAAUAAUAGAGGAGAGGAAUAUUGCUGUUAACUAUAAGUGCAACCUUAUUGAAGUUCGAGCAGACAAGCAAGAAGCUGUGUUUGAAAACCUGGACAAACCUGGAGAGACUGAAGUUCAUCAGUACGAAAUGCUUCAUGUCACACCUCCGAUGGGGCCACCUGAUGUACUUAUCAACAGCCCUGUCUCUGAUGAAAUCGGCUGGGUAGAUGUAAAUAAGGAAACUCUACAACAUAAAAAGUAUCCCAAUAUUUUUGGUAUUGGAGAUUGCACCAACCUUCCAACAUCAAGAACUGCUGCGGCUGUAGCUGCCCAAUCCGGAGUGCUUGAUAAAACUAUUUCCCUGGUAAUGAAGAACCAGUCGCCAACUAAAAAGUAUGAUGGAUAUACUUCCUGCCCACUGGUAACAAGCUAUAACAAGGUGAUUCUAGCAGAAUUUGACUACAAUGCUCAGCCUUUGGAGACCUUUCCCAUUGACCAAAGUAAGCAGAGAACAUCAAUGUACCACAUGAAAGCUGAUAUGAUGCCCUUUCUCUAUUGGAAUGCAUUACUCAAAGGAUACUGGGGAGGACCGGCUCCUAUCAGAAAGCUGAUGCAUCUAGGCUUGAAGUAAAUGCUGGUUCUCAGUUCAAGUUCUUGAAGAAAUAAGACUGGCCUCGUGCUGGAUGAGUAUGUAUACUUCCUUUUGGACAUCUCUUCAAUAGACAGGCUUCUUUAAUCAUCAAGUUUUUGUCCCAGACUUAACUUUCCACCUCCUAGGGAUUAAGCCUUACUACUUUCUUCUAUGUAAUCCAAGGCCUUAAAUUAAUUCUGUAUGUAGAUAGCAGUUUCAACUCAAAUGUGAGCUUGCCUUCAGCUGCAAGCCACUACUGAAACUUCCUACAGUAAUCAAUGCCCUUAAAUCAGUUUUGUAUGUAAGGGAUUUUCUGUGACUGUAGCCCAACUUCCUUGCUUCCAAGAUCUAAAUGUGCACUUAAUAAAAUAAUUAAAUGCUAGUAAAACA
Messenger RNA from Gallus gallus (chicken), 4737 nucleotides. RefSeq names its product sulfide quinone reductase-like (yeast) (gene SQOR). Gene Ontology annotation, cellular component: mitochondrion. The record is from RefSeq and is a predicted model, not a curated record. The transcript is spliced from 10 exons. The coding region runs from base 2995 to 4347 and encodes 450 amino acids. Lineage: Eukaryota; Metazoa; Chordata; Aves; Galliformes; Phasianidae. Gene Ontology annotation, molecular function: sulfide:quinone oxidoreductase activity; FAD binding.